AUGCUGGCUGAAACGUCGUCACCUCCACUUCCUUCAAGACCUCACUUGGAUUUAUCUUCCUCCCCUCAGAGUAGCUCUUCAAACACACAUGAAAAAGAUGUUCCAUCAAUUCCGCCGUUUGAUAACAAGUCUACAGAAAGUAACAGGAUCAGAUUCCAAGCAGAUGAUACUUUGUCAUUUAUAUCUGCUGACAGACAGCUGGAGCUUUAUGCCCUGCCAGCGAUGAAUGAAGGGUUCAAUUGGUUAGUCAAUGAUCCAUCUUUCAAUCAGAAUAUCGUAAUUCCAAACGUGACAACCGACGAUGAAUCAGUUCAAUUUUGGAAUGAAAUCAUUCGCGACUACAGUAAUCAAUGGAUUAGACGACACGAAGUUGAAAAAUUGGAAAGUGAAAUAUUAAAGGGAAUCCCAUCGGACUAUAGAUCUAUUGUGUACUUGAGAACGUUGCAAGUGAGAUACAAGUUUAAUCACGGCUCCUCGUUUGGGGAGUUACUAAAGCGAAGCCAUAAAUACAAGGAUGACAUAGGGAAACUUAGUGACAAACAAGAGGUUGUCGACUUGACUCUGUUGGUAUUGUCCAUCAUUGAGGAACAGGAAACAAAUGGGCGAGCCAUGAAAGACGCAGCACUUGAUAGGUAUUUGGUGAGGUAUGCCGAGUUGCUAACAGUGAUACCUGGCCUUUCUGAGGAGAGAAGAUUGUUUAUCUUGAUCAAAUUCUACAAGCUAUACGAAGUGGUGAAACGGGAAGAGUUUAUGUACAAAAUCAACCGGGCAUUAGAGGACAAGCUAGGAUCUUUUAAACAUAUAGCAAGUCAAGGAAUUAAUUGGUCUGCAUACUAUAAAAAGGUGGUCCCGGAACUAAUUUUCGGAAAGUUUGAUCUAGAUGUUAGCUUGAAAAUUUUGGAUUUAUUCGUGUUUGAAGGAUUCGAUUUCAUAUUGCGAUUGCUAUUGUGGGUGUUCAUAAAAGAUGACGACAAGCUUGCAUCACUAUCUGGAGAUGGCUUACUAACCUUUCUUCAAUCGAAAGAAUUCUUUUCAGAGUCCGAUUUAAAUUUACGUGAUGUGUUGGAACUCAACCCACCGUUGAUUACCUACGAGAAUGAGUUCUAUUUGAUGGAGGCAAAUUCACUCAGUAACAAUAAAAAUGAGUUGAAAAACUUGACUGAAGUGUAUGAUGAUUUGUUGUUAAAAAUCAAUAAUAUGAAGGUUCAGAUUGAAGAGCUACAAUCUACGCAUACUGAAAUAUCACAGCAAAGUGAGGAGUACAAUGUAAAUUUAACCGAGGCUGAGCUUGAGCGCAAAAAGUUGAUUGAAGAGAAAGAGCAAUUGCAGAAGAAAUAUGAACAUCUCACGAUGAAAGAGAACUUGGCAAACACAAUCAAAGCCAAUGAAGAGUUUUCGCAGAGGAACGUUGAGUUGCAACAGCAACUAGAAGCCUUGAAAAAGUCUAUAGAGGAUAAAAAACACAAGAUGGCUAAAACAAUGGUUAAUAACCAAUAA
Lodderomyces margitis is the source of this 1497-nucleotide messenger RNA. RefSeq lists its product as uncharacterized. The record is from RefSeq and is a predicted model, not a curated record. The transcript has a single exon. The coding region runs from base 1 to 1497 and encodes 498 amino acids. Lineage: Eukaryota; Fungi; Ascomycota; Pichiomycetes; Serinales; Debaryomycetaceae.